This is a messenger RNA of Botrytis sinoallii, 1065 nucleotides long. RefSeq lists its product as uncharacterized. The transcript has 2 exons. The coding region runs from base 1 to 1065 and encodes 354 amino acids. The record is from RefSeq and is a predicted model, not a curated record. Lineage: Eukaryota; Fungi; Ascomycota; Leotiomycetes; Helotiales; Sclerotiniaceae.
AUGAUUGACUGUACAGAGAUUGUUCCAACAUGCGGCGGUCAAUCACUUAAAUCUAUAAUUUUCACUGUCACCUCCCUUGCUGUCUCCGGCUGUGCCUUACCAAAUUUAAAUCCGCCAUUACCUACUCACGAGGCUACUGAUGCCACUCGGGUCUCCAAUGACACCCAUAGAAAACCAAUUGUGAUAAAUACUGAUAGUGGCACAAACAAUCAAGUAUCUAUUUACACCAGAGAUGAGGAACCUCCAUACGCCGUUCUUCUAGUGCAGUCCUUACCCUCUUCUUACACAAUCACGCUCCCUAUCUCUACCUGUCCUAGUAUCACUGAGAAUACGGAUCUUAGCGCCAAAGAGAACCCCAUUUGCCCUGAUGGCCAAAAACCUUACACCCUGCUCUUCGACACAGCUUAUUGUGUCGGUCAACCUUGGCAUACAUUGGAAGGAGUGAAUCAAAUGCUUAACGGGGGUAUGUGGAUACCCACUGAGCCCACAAGAUGGGUUGAGAAAUGGUCCAUUAUGUACAAAUGUGCUCGCAUCAAAAGAGACAUGCUACAUAGCCUCGCAGAGACAAAGGGUGUUCAAACUCUGGACGCUCGCCGCAUUCGAACUAUCGUGUAUCCUAUUAUCAACGGUAAUGAAGUGGGUCUCACUUGGAAUCCUCCACCGGCAGGUAUUCUUGGUCCGCAAGUAGGCAAGCUUCCCGAGGGGUUCUGUCUUUGGUCCUCUUCUCCGGAAUAUGCUAAUGUUACCCGUCUCAUGCGUCCACUUAAAUGUCCUGUACGUCAAAAGCCAUACAUGCACCUUUUCACUCAACAUGAAUGUCGUGGUAACUAUGUUCUCUCUGAUAGUUUUGGAUGGAAUGCUACGCUGUUUGAUGAGGUCGUGGAGGAGUGGUCGAUUUUGUUUACAUGCUCCGACUAUGAGUACGCAGCAGGAGAUAGAGAACCGGCGAUUGAGAAAAUGCAAGAAUUGAAAUUUGGGGACGCAGAAGAAGAAGUAGCCGCCAUACAAUCACUCCUCACAAAAGUUAAACUCCCCGCAGCACAUCAAAUAUCUGCUACUCCUUAA